AGUUGAAGUCGACUCUAUACGGUUGAAAAUAAAAGUCUUUUUCUAGCGGUGGAUCGAUAUGACAUUGUCAUAUUGUCUAUUGAAACUAUUGGAAAAUAUCAACAUUAUGUAUUACGUUUUCAGUCGGCAAUUUUAAAAUAUAAAGGUUUACUAUUGUCAUUUGCAAAUGCCUCCCAAAAAGCAACCGGAGAAAGGAGGAAAAGCGGGUGGGAAUGCAAAAGCUAGUGGUAAAUCGGGUGGCGAUGCUAAAGAAUCGGCGUCAAAAGAAAAGAAAGGUGGAACAGCUGUCAAAGUGCGUCACAUACUGUGCGAGAAGCAGUCAAAAUGCUUGGAAGCUUUGGAAAAAUUAAAAGCCGGUCAAAAAUUCCCGGAUGUAGCAGCCGCGUACAGUGAGGAUAAGGCACGACAAGGCGGGGACCUCGGCUGGAUGACCCGGGGUUCUAUGGUGGGUCCAUUUCAGGAUGCUGCAUUUGCCUUGCCUAUAUCAUCAGUGACAAGUCCAGUGUAUACUGACCCACCAAUAAAAACCAAGUUUGGCUACCACAUCAUAAUGGUAGAAGGGAAAAAAUGACCGACAUGGUGUUUGAGUUUGAAUAUUUCUGGGCGAUACUUUUAUUGUUUGUUAUGGAGAGGAUAUGUUGCUUGCAGGAGCAAUUUGACAAGGACUUUAUAUUGUUACCUGAUCCACAGAGAUCUAAUGAGUCCUUUGAUUUAGAUAUGGAGGACUUUGCUAAUAGAGAGUAAGUUACAAUUUCUUUUGUAAAUAUAUAUAUUUUUUUUGUUUAGGCUUUUAUAAAAUUCUCUGUUAGUAUUUACUUAAAAAUAUUUCAUAAGAAUGUUUUGUAAUGGUUACACUCUUUUUUCCUUUAAUGAUUUAUGUAUAAUCCUUUUCGAGUAAUAAGUAAAGCUUUUACUGUAUUUACUAAAUUUGUUGAAAAAUGUGUAACAGUAUAUAUCAAUAUUGUAAAGGAUUUAUUUGUGUAUUAUAUAUAGGAGACUCAAUGGUGUUUGAACAUAUUAAAACAAUAGGCAAAUCUGUUCUGCAUGAUCUCUUAACAAUUGCUACCUGCUAACAAUAUAACAUAAAGAAAAUAAAAAAGAAUAUCUGAAAAAUUAAAUGGACUAUAAAAUAUAUAAACACCUCACUGCUUUUCAUUGAAAGUUUGCUUCAUGAUAAAUGAAAUAGCUGCCUUAAGUGAAUUUUUAGAAAACCAUAUGUUUUAAAAGAUAAUUUGACAUAAAAAUUAUUAUAAGUAAAUUUCAUAUUUCUUUGUUUCAGUUUUGGUUUAAAGCUCAGUUUCCUCCGGUUGUGUCGGAUAAUGCAUGUGUCAAUGUUGCUGACACUAAUUUACUUCUGCAAUGUAUCCCUUUGGUUUAUAAUGAGCAAAAAAGCAUCACCCAGAAAUAUGAGAUACAAAUUCAGAGUGACCAUGCCUUGAUGCUUUUGUUAUAAAAUAUUAUGAUAUUACAACUUUGAUGCAUUUAUAUAUUAUUAACAAACAAAGCCUUAAUUAUACUUAAUUAGGAAGGUAGUGGUUCUCUUGGAUGUGAUAUCCUAUUUUCGAUUUAUUGUACAUAAAUGCUUUGAAUAAAUACAUCAUUGUGAAUGCAUUUUGUAAGGAAAUAAAACAUUGAUUUAAAAUUUGUUAUA
Molecule: messenger RNA, 1651 nt
Organism: Manduca sexta (tobacco hornworm)
Lineage: Eukaryota; Metazoa; Arthropoda; Insecta; Lepidoptera; Sphingidae
Product: peptidyl-prolyl cis-trans isomerase NIMA-interacting 4
Exons: 2
Coding region: 167-571 (134 amino acids)
Biological process (GO): rRNA processing
Molecular function (GO): DNA binding; peptidyl-prolyl cis-trans isomerase activity
Source: RefSeq, a predicted model, not a curated record